GCAAAGCUUUUAUUGGUUUCUGUGCUCGAGAGGCAGAUAUUUGACUUCCUUGGUUAUCAGUGGGCACCCAUCCUGGCAAAUUUUAUACACAUUAUUAUAGUCAUACUUGGCUUAUUUGGAACCAUCCAGUAUAGACCUCGUUACAUAACAGGAUAUGCUGUCUGGCUGGUCCUUUGGGUUACAUGGAACGUGUUUGUUAUCUGCUUCUAUUUGGAGGCUGGGGACCUUUCAAAGGAAACAGAUCUCAUUCUGACCUUUAAUAUCUCAAUGCAUCGUUCUUGGUGGAUGGAGAAUGGGCCAGGCUGCACCGUGACCUCAGUAACCCCAGCCCCAGACUGGGCACCAGAAGAUCACCGUUAUAUCACGGUCUCGGGGUGUUUGCUUGAAUAUCAGUACAUAGAAGUGGCUCACAGUUCUCUUCAGAUCUUCCUCGCACUGGCCGGCUUCAUCUAUGCCUGUUAUGUGGUGAAAUGUAUUACUGAAGAAGAGGACAGCUUUGAUUUCAUAGGUGGAUUUGACUCUUACGGCUAUCAAGGUCCACAGAAGACAUCUCAUUUACAGCUACAGCCCAUGUAUAUGUCAAAAUAAACAAAGAGGCUACUCAACGUGGGCUGGAGGACCCAUCAAGGAAACUGUUUCAGGAUGGCCCCUUGGUUCUUCAAAGAGCAAAAAAAAUCCAGUUUUUGUGCUAUUAAAAAAAAAAAAAAAAAAAGCUGAUUGAACAGUGAGACAAAGAACAACGGACACCUUCAGCCCCUCUUUCUAACAGGUACUAAGGGAGAUGCCCCAGACCCCCACCUUGGACCUCCUGCCUCCCAGCACCAGAGGGCCAGAGCAGAGGCGUUGGUGCCAUCUUCUGGCUCUUCUCUACCCUGGCCACCACCAUCAUGGCCCAUCAGGAUUAAGACCUGAACUCAGCCCAUUUGGUGGUUUCGGAGCCCCCUCCGCACUCCUGGCCACGUCGAGUCUCCUCAGUCAACACAAUACUAAAAAUACCAGGAUGACCUUGCAGCAGAAGUCAAUAGACAGCACGUUGUUUGUCCUGAAGGCUGUACAGUUCAUACUUGCCUUAACCCAACUGCGUUGCACAUCAGAGAAACUCCGUGCAAGCUUUCUGAAGUAACAUGCUGCUGUUAAUUCUGAACGAUUUCUAAGUCAGUGGUUUUCUUCUGUUUGGUUUUGUUUUGUUUUCAUGUCAGGGAAUAAGGCUCUGUUGCUCCACAGCUCCAGAGCGACCAAGUAGAAAACUGCCAGCUGUCUGAGAAGUGCUUUACUUUUGAGGCUCCACAGUGGUCAAGAAACAAAGAGUUUAUAAUGAUUAAGAAAAAGAAAAAAAGAAAUGAGACCUUUUGGGGUCGGGGUGGGGAAAGGGGUAACAUAAACUAAUAAUUUAACGUACUGGAAAUAAGCAGCAGAAACAGUGCUUCUUAAUCCUGCUGGUUUUAUUUAUCGCACUGUAGGUGCUUUUAUAGCUAUCUCUAAAUGUCUUUUACUAACUACAGAGACAUCUGCAGAUUUCUAUCAACAAAGGCCAACUGAAUAUGUACUAGAUAUGUUUACUCUUUUAUAUCUAAUUUCAACUGAAAAUUCUCUGUAAGUGAGCUUUUUUUUUCUAAUUGCACCAUAAGGGAUCCAUAUAUUUUAUUUUUGUUUUCAGUUGGGGAGGGAGGGGAGGGCCUAGUUCAGUUGAGGAAAUAUUGGAGAUCUUUUUGUGGUAUAUUUGGGGGAUCUGUUGUGUGUUAGAACGUGUAUUUUAUCUUCCUGUAUUAUUGUGACUGAAAAAAAAAAAAACUGUGCUG
Athene cunicularia (burrowing owl) is the source of this 1799-nucleotide messenger RNA. RefSeq names its product sodium/potassium transporting ATPase interacting 2 (gene NKAIN2). The record is from RefSeq and is a predicted model, not a curated record. Gene Ontology annotation, biological process: regulation of sodium ion transport. NCBI's taxonomy places the organism in Eukaryota, Metazoa, Chordata, Aves, Strigiformes, Strigidae. Bases 268 to 588 code for a protein of 106 amino acids. The transcript has 7 exons.